Cydia pomonella (codling moth) is the source of this 6140-nucleotide messenger RNA. RefSeq lists its product as uncharacterized. The coding region runs from base 648 to 4175 and encodes 1175 amino acids. NCBI's taxonomy places the organism in Eukaryota, Metazoa, Arthropoda, Insecta, Lepidoptera, Tortricidae. Gene Ontology annotation, biological process: positive regulation of kinase activity; protein phosphorylation; multicellular organism development. Gene Ontology annotation, cellular component: signaling receptor complex. The record is from RefSeq and is a predicted model, not a curated record. Gene Ontology annotation, molecular function: ATP binding; transmembrane receptor protein tyrosine kinase activity. The transcript is spliced from 15 exons.
ACGUGCCAGUAUUUGUUGGCGCCGCGCGCGCGUGGACGUAUCGCGUCGUCGUGAGUCACGCAGCAUAAACAACUACUUAUACACUUGUAAAGUGGCGGGAACUGUGACAGGUGUUAUUCACUGAACGGUGUUACUUUGUUUUUUUUUGCGUUUAAUCGCAUUUUGCGAGGUGUAGGUCGUGAUUGCGUGCUAAUUAGUAAUAUUUAUAACUUACAUAUAAAUGACAAGAAACAUCAAGAAUUACGUGGAACAUAAACAGCAAAAGUGAAGGAAAAAUGAUAUUUUUAUUGCAGUUCUCGUGGGAACUGACAGCGAGAUAAUUAACAAUCUUUGUGACCCUGAGUUGAAUGAUAACUAGUCACGAUAUAAAUAUAUAAACAAAUAAUAAUAGUGAAGUGUGGAAACGGUGUUGUGUAACUAAAGAAAUACAUUGACGUGUUAUUCAACGAUAUUUUGUGAAAUUAAGUGAACUGGACAAUUGUGUGGAACAAAAUAUGUACAUGGAAUACCAGUGUUCAAUGCAUAAAACAGUGAAGUGUAGUACUAUUUGAGAUAAACGGAUUUUGCAGCAAAUUCUCCCGCGAAGCUGUUUUCGUCUCAAUCUCCGCGGUGGCCGCGUCGUUUCGACGCUCGCUGGCCGCUAUUGUAUGAGAGUCACAUGGCUGUGCGUGGCGGCGCUGUGCGGCGUGCUGAGCGCGCGCGCCGACGCGCCGCCGAGCGAACUGCGAGUCACCAGCGCCGUGCUCGGCGAUGACGGCGUCGGCGCGGCGCUGCGGGAGCUGGCGGCGGCGGCGUUAGCGGCUAGAGGCGUGCGCGCCAGGGCUGUGCCGCCGCCGGAAGAAUGCCUCGCCCCAGCGUCGCGCAAAUGCCACAUAGCUGUGAACCGUCUCCUCACUAGUGGCAACCUUACCGCUGCUAUAUUACCCACACCUGCCGCUGAAGCGCCACUCGACGCCAUGGAUGGCUACGGUCUCGCCGGACUCGGCGAUGCAGCACCGCCGGCGCGGCGAGUUUGCCUCGCGGGGGGACCGGCCGUGCCGAGCGAGGCACGAUCCCUACUUGACCUAGUCGAUGAAGACAUCGCCGCGCUUUAUGAAUUGACGCCGAUGGAGGUUGCCAGCGUUUUCGCUAAUACCUCAAAAUGGGACGGAUUAUCGUAUCCGAAUGGGACGGAAGCGAUGAAAGUAUGUACGACAGGACGUUGCGCGACGCUUCUCACUAGUACCACAACAGAAGCGAAGGAACUUGCUACCGUUGCUCACACUUAUUCACUACACGUACGCGUAGUUCCUCUGGGCACACAUCUAACUGCUGUUAGAUUACAUCGACCAUUCAUCGCCUGUGAUGCAUUGAACGUACCUCCCGGCCGACCGCUCGGCCCACCGCCUUGCACUAACUUCAAAAAUCUUGCUUGCAUUUUCGAGCCAUACCGAGUACUGAAGCGUGUGAACAGACGCGCUUCUGAGCUAACAUUAAGCGCGUUACGAGUACUAACUAGACUAAAGUUGGACGAACAUCAGUUAGCAGUACUGGGCAAGGAAGCGCGAACACGAGGCGCGGUAGCCGCAGCAAAUGAUUUUUUAUCAAAGAAUCCACUAGCGCUUGGCGCUAGCGAAGUACGCGUGUUGGUGAUGCUGCCAGACAAAACGCCGCGUGAAUUACAACUACAGCCACGAGCGCUAGCCGCCGCCGCCGCUCUAGCUGAGUUGGAUGAACAGAGCCCAACAAGCGUCACGCGCUUUAAAGUCGAAACUUUCGACGAUGAGUGCUCGGGAUCUACUGCCUAUAAACAUCUGUCGGAUGCACUAGGUACAGGGGAAUACGGUGCAUUAUCAGCGGUUUCCGGGCCGGCUUGUGGCGCAGCGUUUGCGGAUGUAGCUAAGCAAACAAAGUCGCAUGUGAUGCCGGUGCUGGCGUAUACGCCGCAGGCUGCAGAAGGGCCGUAUGUACUGCGUGCAGCAGGCGAUACUCGUGACGAGGCUGCCGCUCUAGGGGCCUUACUAUCUGCUCAUAGUUGGCGUCGAAUAGCCGCGCUUACUGAACCCGGUACGCGGCCGUUGCUGGACUCUGCGAGCUUGCGCGCCGACGUCGUUGUGCAUACCGAGCUGCCCGACGCCGAUGCCGUAGGUGACGAUAUGGCUGGCAAAGACGCCGCCUUCGUGACAAAAACUCUUGACGACGAAACCAAACUAGAGCCAGAUUACGAGUUAAUUUCUCAGUGGGCAACCCGUGCAGCAACAGCUGGCGCGCGUAUCCUUCUAGUGUGGCCUGAAGACGCACGCGCAAUACGCGGAGCAUUAUGUGCUGCCCACGAGGCGAAACUCACACCACAGGCCGGCGCGGUAUUCCUCCUCCCACCGCUAGCCCCUUCUGCCCUCAUCCGAGCCAACACUGAUAAACACCCCUGCUCCACCGAACAGUUGCAGAAUAUGGCUGACGGCCAUCUUAGUCUACAGCCCGCUUGGCACAUGGACUGGAUGCCGCCCGCUGAUUGGGCUGAGCGCUGGCGUACACAGUGCAGAUUUCAGCCGGUGGCAGGCCCAUGUUCGACGCCCACGCCAAACGCGGCCCUUCUGUAUGACGUACUUCGUCUCUGGGCGGCCGCUCUUUCCCGCUUGCUCACGCGCAAACCCAGUGCACUCGAUGACCUGCAUCAGGAAGAUAUCAUCAAAUCACUGAUAGCCGAUGUGGAAAGUCCAGAGCACAACUAUACCGGACUCACAGGACAGUUUGCGUGGGGAAACGGCGCACGAACGGUGCCACUGCGGUUGUUGCAGUGGGACAACGGCACGCAGGCGUACGCUGCCGUCGGUGAUUGGACAAGUACAUUAAAACUGACGCCAAAUGCGAUCCGUUGGCGGACGCCUGACGGUUCACCUCCUAACGACGGCGUCGAGCCAUGCGCAUUGCAGCCCCUAGCGGAUGCUCUACGCGCCGACUGCCGCGUCGCACUAGGAACGCUUCUAGCACUUCUCCUUGUCGGGCUUGCAGCUGCGCUCGGCGGCGCUGGGUGGCUACUUAAAAGACGUCUAGAAACGCGCUACCGCGCUCGCCUAGCUGCUCUCGGCUUAACCACACUAGCACCUAAACUGGACGCGCUAGACCGCUGGGAAUUACCACGAGAACGUGUCGUUAUCAACCGCAAGCUCGGCGUCGGCGCGUUCGGUACAGUAUACGGCGGGCAUGCAUUGUUAACGGAGCGACGUGCUUGGACCGCCGUCGCCGUCAAAACGCUCAAACCCGGAGCUGGCAUGGCAGAAAAAUUAGACUUUCUUGCUGAAGCUGAAGCUAUGAAGAGGCUUGAACAUCCCAAUGUUGUGAAACUACUAGGUGUAGUCACGCACUCAGAACCAGUGUGCACUGUUAUGGAGUUCAUGUUAUAUGGAGAUUUGAAAGGAUAUCUGCUGGCGCGACGGCAUUUGGUGGAAGAAGGAGGCGAAGCCGCGGAUGAGGUAUCGCCAACACGACUGACGGCUAUGGCUGUAGACGCGGCGCGUGCGCUCUCAUACCUCGCUCAACUCCGCUUCGUACAUCGUGACGUAGCUGCCCGCAACUGCCUGGUGUCGGCUCGGCGGCAGCUCAAGCUGGCUGACUUCGGCAUGGCGCGACCAGUAUGCGAGAGCGAUUACUACCGGUUUAGCCGCAAGGGUCUACUUCCCGUGCGCUGGAUGGCGCCCGAGUCUCUGUCUCGAGGCGUUUUCUCUCCCGCCUCAGACGUGUGGGCGCUCGGUGUUCUGCUGUAUGAGAUCGUGACGUUUGGAGCCCUGCCAUAUCAAGGGCUCGGGAACGCACAGGUGCUGGCGCGCGUCACACGAGGACGAUCGCUUCGCCCACCGCCUGGAUUGCAGCCCAACCUGGAGGGGCUGAUGAAGUCCUGCUGGCAGCAAGAGCCAGCGGCACGUCCAAGCGCAGCGGCAGUAGCCGCUUUUCUAGCUGACUCUCCACGGUUAUUGACGCCGUGCCUUGUCGCGUUCGACGUUCUGCCGCUCGACCCGCCGCGGCCAUCUGAACACUCUGAACACGAGCAGGACUUACAAGAACGCUGGGUGUCGUGGGCGGCGCCGCCGUCCGCCGCCACCGACACAACAUACCUCAGCGCCGACGCCGACGCCGACACGGAGCCGGACUCGCCCGGCGUCGACGUGCCCGUCGAAACACAACGGUUCCUCCCUUGACAUAUCAGAUUCAUGAGGCUAUUGCAUAAAAAAUUACAAACUAUAUCUGCCAUUAAGAUAAAUGUACAAAUGAUCGAAAUGCCCGAUAGAUGACGCCUUGUUGUCAGCCAUAUGGCCAAUGGUAAUUGCUUACCAUCGGGCGAUUCAGGCGACUCAUUUGCUUCCUGUGUCUUAAAAAAAUAUUUGUAUAUUAUUGCACGAUACGAAUAGCGGUGUUAAUACCAUGAAGCAGCAUUUCCCAAACUAUGAGUCACGAUCGAGACCGCGAAAUUUCAGUGAGCCCUAAAACAAAAGACGACAUGCCGACCAUUCUGGUUAAGAAGUAAGGAAGGAGUUGGCUAUCCUAGCGAAAUAACGGUAUUUUUUCUAUGAAAUUCCAUUUCGGGAAAAAACGUUUUCCAAUAACUAAAUCUUAACAAAUCACUUUGAUUUUGAUGUCGAUCGCUUCAGCAUAAUAUAUUCUAGGUUUAUAAGUUUCGCUUUAAAAAAAAAACGUUUUGCAAAUUUCAAAAAAAAAGGAAAUCCUAUAAACUGAGUUUUUUAUCGCGUUAAUAACAUACUAAAAAAUCAUAGAGAAUGGAAAAUAUUUAGAAGUGGAAAAACGUUUUCUCUUUUUGCAUUGAUGAUCACGUGGUAGAUAUACUUCCCUCUUAACAGCCGGUACUAAUAAUAUUUCAUGCUAUAUUUAAGACAGCCAAGCGGUGGGUCCCGAAUUUGGCAGUUUUUCUUAGGUGGGUCGGAGCCCAGUCAACUUUGGGAACCGCUGCUUAACCUCCUGAGACCCAGAAGCAAUUGUUUUGUUUUUGAAUUUUGAACCCUUAGUUACAUAAUAAAAGUUCAAAAUAGAUUUUGGAAUAUGUACAAAAAUUUGUACUCAGGGUCUCAGGAGGAUUGGCAUUCUCUACCAGUCUUGCGGGUCAAACAAGUCUGUUCUAUAUUGUCUGGUAAUGUUCUAUAUUAUGUACUGUAAAGUCAAAAGCAUAAAACAAGCACUUCACUGUAGAGGAUACUACUUGACGAAAUACAUAGAAGUAGAAAAGAAAAGAAGUAAAUAGAAGCAAAGAAAGAGAAAUCGAUACAGGUACACGUCGUCACACACACGGUGCACGUUUUUCAUACACAACUAUAUAGUUUUAACCAAAAAAAUUGAACUUCGAACUGAUGUUAAAAUAUUGAACAAAAUAGCUAUUGUACAUUUUAUGCAAUAAGCUCAUGAUACCUCAUUAUCGCAUGGUAAAGAUAUAAAAUGAUACACAAAUCCGUCUUUUUAUCGAGACCUGUAGAGAGAAUAUUUUUAAGCAAUAAACGAUAAGGUAAACUUCCCAGCCAUUGACAGCCUAAAUCUUUACCUAAAUUGCAUGAAAAUAAGCUGACAAUAGGGUUGUUUCCAUCUACAAAUCUUAGGGCAGAAUUGUAUCCCAAUAAAUUCUUUUGAAUUAUAAGAAUCUACUUUUAGGGGACCUGUAAUGACCAUAUUUUUGUAAAUAUUGAAUUUAAAAUAUCUUUUGGCACACGUCACGUGACCAAACUCGAAACGUCAUUGAAGAUUCUGAUGACGUCACAACUCUCGGAUUGACACUGUUGACAGUUAGGCGAUAAAGAACAAAUGACAAGUGUCAGUUGACAGUUCGUAUCUUCUACGUGUGUAUGUAGUUAUGUGUCAAACCGUAAACUGUGACGUCACACAAUUUUAAAAGAGCGUUUUGGGCUCGAAAGCAUCUGUAAAAAUAUAUUUUGUUAAAUUAACUUUUAGUUAAUAUAGAACGUAUUACAAGCGUUUCAAAAAAUUGGAAACAACCCUAUUACUGGGGAAGUGUCAAACACUGGGACGUUUGCGUAACCAUCAUAGGCUACUAUACACAUUCCAUCGUCUAGUCAAUUACGUUAUGUAAUUAGUUAACUAUUUAUAAUAAGUAAAAUGAUCUUGUAAAUAAAACAUAAAUAUAAAUUUUAAUUUAUCAAGUA